Molecule: messenger RNA, 2127 nt
Organism: Salvia miltiorrhiza (redroot sage)
Lineage: Eukaryota; Viridiplantae; Streptophyta; Magnoliopsida; Lamiales; Lamiaceae
Product: pentatricopeptide repeat-containing protein At3g06430, chloroplastic
Exons: 2
Coding region: 16-1668 (550 amino acids)
Molecular function (GO): protein binding
Source: RefSeq, a predicted model, not a curated record
UUUGAGGCAACAUAAAUGAAGGUAAAUUACGACGCCCUCUCUGCUGCUGCUGAGACUUAUCCGAUUUCUGAUUUCAUCUCCAAAUAUCUUCUCAGCUAUGCUCCUCCCAAUUCAAUCCAUCUCUCUUUCGAUGAGUCUCAAAUCUUGACUCUACUGUUGAAUACACACAAAAAACAAUUAGAAGAAGAAGUUAUGACGGCGGCGUUUCAACUUUCGCUCUCCUCAUUCCUCCCGUCCCCUCUUCCCACCACCGCAGCUCCGCCACUCCGCAGAUUCACUGUGUUGUGCUCCGUCGCAUCAUCAACAUCGGAUUUGCCCAAGAAGAAGCACUGGAAGGCCGGAGAAUAUCCUGCUGAAAUACAGACGCAAUUAUCCAAAAGGAGAGCCCCUAUCAAAAACAUCAAGAAGAAGCUCGAUAGGAAGAGCAAUGCCGCAGCUUGGGCUAAUACUGUCACCGAAUCUCUCUCCGAUGCCAUUGACAAAAAGCAGUGGCUCCGAGCCCUUCAGGUGUUUGAGAUGUUAAAGGAGCAAUCUUUUUAUCAACCAAAAGAAGGGACAUAUAUGAAGCUCAUUGUUCUUCUCGGGAGAUGCGGGCAACCUGGUCAAGCCUGCCAACUGUUUGAUGAAAUGCUUCAAGAAGGUUUGGAACCUACCCCUCAGCUCUACACUGCGUUGCUUGGUGCUUGUUGCCGCAGCAAUUUGAUUGAUAAGGCAUUCUCCUUUCUGGAACAAAUGAAAGCUCUUCCUCAUUGCCAGCCUGAUGUCUACACAUACAGUAUACUCAUCAAGGCCUGUGUAGAUGCUGCUCGUUUCGAUCUGCUCGAGUCCCUCUACGCUGAAAUGGCUGAAAGGUGGAUUACUCCAAAUACCGUUACUCAAAACAUAGUUCUGAGUGGUUAUGGCAAGGCAGGGAGGUAUGAAGAUAUGGAGAAGGUUCUCACCAGGAUGCUCGAAAGUGAGACGAGCAUACCUGAUGUAUGGACUAUGAAUACCAUCAUUAGCUUGUUUGGGAAUGAUGGUCAGAUUGAGAUGAUGGAGAGGUGGUAUGAGAAGUUCCGUGACUUUGGAAUAGAGCCAGAAACGCGCACUUUCAACAUUCUGAUCGGUGCUUAUGGAAAGAAGAGGAUGUAUGAUAAGAUGUCGUCUGUGAUGGAGCACAUGCGCAGGCUUUCAUUUCCUUGGACAACCUCAACUUAUAACAACGUGAUUGAGGCAUUUUCUGACGUUGGUGAUGCAAAGCACAUGGAGUACACGUUUGAUCAGAUGCGCGCUGAAGGUAUCAAGGCAGACACCAAGACCUUCUGCUGUCUCAUCCGAGGGUAUGCCAAUGCCGGCCUCUUUCAUAAGGUUAUCAGCAGCGUGCAGUUGGCCGGGAGAUUGGAGAUACCUGAGAAUACCUCUUUCUUUAAUGCAGUGCUACAUGCUUGCUCCAAGGCACAAGAUUUGAUGGAAAUGGAAAGAGUAUUCUACAGAAUGAAGGAGAAGUUAUGCAGACCAGAUUCCACAACUUACUCCAUAAUGAUGGAUGCAUAUAGAAAGGAGGGUAUGAGUGACAAGGUCCAUAAUCUGGAGCAAGAAAUGCACAAGAUGACUGCCAAGGUUUCAAAUGGAAAUGAUUUCGGUGAAACUGAGGAUACCCUUGAUGUCAAUGAGUUGUUGCCUGUCUGAAUGCUUCUCGGGUUAAGUGGUUAUAGCCAUCGUUGAAAACUCAUUUGAGAAGGACUUGUCCAAAAUCAGCCUCAUUACAUGAAGCUAGAGAUGUUUUGGGCAAUGAAAGAUUUGGUCUGCUGCUAUGUCUCUUCCCAUGUGGUGAUCCUGAAUCAAAGAAGUGGUUUAAUUCAACGGCAACUCGAUGGAUGCCUGCUAUGGGUAAGAAGGGAAUUGGUAGAUUGAACUAACUGUGUUGUCAUUUUGUGAUGUGAUUUCUGCUGUUCUACAUGUCUUUUUUUCCCUUUAAUCUAACAAAUCUGAGUAGUUUUCGAGCUUGAAUUAGGUUUACUGUGUAAUCAAGGCAUCAAAUGACCUAAUUAGAUCAGUGUAAAUUCUAUGGGUUGAGAAUUGUUAGGAGCCUUGUAUUUAGAUGGAAAUAACUUUCCCACCAUAAGAAGCUGUGAGGUUGAAAUCUAA